AUGAUGGGUAGCCGGGCAAAUGUGAGACCGUUUAAUGCACAUGUUUUAAUUGGAAAUUGGUACGAAGAUCGGGUCAUGGAAGAGGAAGUACUAAAAGAUUUUCUAGAAAAGCGAUACACCGGUCAAUUGGCAUCACAAAAAAUGUCUGAAGUAGAAAAAAUGUCUCAGGGUGUAAGUUUAAGUGUUCCAGCUGGUGACAGUUUGCUCCGAUUUGGACAUCAAGUAAUACUAGUUAAUAAAUGGAUAGACUCGGAAAAUUUUACAGGUGAUCAGAAAGAGGCCAGCUGUCUCUUGUCAACGGGGAUAUCAUAUCCCGCUUCAUCGUAUGAUAAUAAACAGGCUAUUCAAAUGACUGCUAGUGGAACAACGAUGAUGAGACCUACUCAGCGUACGGCAUUAAUUAUACAAAAAUCACCGUAUGGUCGUGAAUUUGAAAUUAUGUGUGAACUAUCAACUGGAAGCCUAUCGGCAUAUAAGUCUCCUAUCUUGUGGACAUUUACAACUCAAUCAUCUUAUUAG
Molecule: messenger RNA, 519 nt
Organism: Didymodactylos carnosus
Lineage: Eukaryota; Metazoa; Rotifera; Eurotatoria; Philodinida; Philodinidae
Source: the annotation of a GenBank genome assembly